Messenger RNA from Trichomonas vaginalis G3, 462 nucleotides. RefSeq lists its product as uncharacterized. Bases 1 to 462 code for a protein of 153 amino acids. The transcript has a single exon. Lineage: Eukaryota; Parabasalia; Trichomonadida; Trichomonadidae. The record is from RefSeq and is a predicted model, not a curated record.
AUGGAUAAUGAUACCGUGAAUGAUAUUGUCAAGAGCCGUAGAUUGAGGAAAACCAAGUUAACCUCAGAGCAAAAUCGGAGGGAUCAUGAAAUGAUCUUAGAGCGGAUAAAGAAGAACGGAGUUAAGAUGGAUUUUGUUUCCGCAUAUAUUGACAAAAUUUUUGGAAUGCAUGUAACAAUAUCUCCGUUACUCGAGUUUGCACUUCACAUAUCUCAUCAAUUCGGGUUAAAGGUCGAUAGAUUGGCCAAAAGAAAUCGCAAUGCCCUUCUAUGCUGGUUUUCGGAGAAUUGGGAAACCGUAUUCCCUCAUCUACAUCAGAUCAAACCAGAUAAACCAUUUAUAUAUGAAGGCACAUCCUCUCAUGUUUCAUCACCAGAAAAAAAAUCAGAAAAUAAUGAGAAACAUGUAACCAAAACUGAUAUCGAUCCAUCAAAUUUAUCCCAUUUAUUGAACUGGCAUUGA